Messenger RNA from Hibiscus syriacus, 714 nucleotides. Its product is annotated as DNA replication complex GINS protein PSF3-like. Bases 114 to 671 code for a protein of 185 amino acids. Gene Ontology annotation, biological process: mitotic DNA replication initiation. Gene Ontology annotation, cellular component: GINS complex. The record is from RefSeq and is a predicted model, not a curated record. The transcript is spliced from 6 exons. NCBI's taxonomy places the organism in Eukaryota, Viridiplantae, Streptophyta, Magnoliopsida, Malvales, Malvaceae.
UCCCAAACAGGUUCAAAACCCCAUAAAUAAGCUUUAACCAUCGCACGAUUUUCUUUCCCGCUAUCCCUUCAGAAAUCCAGAACAAAAAGAGCGAUUUGGAAAAUAAAGAAAAGAUGGCAAAUUACUACAAUAUCGAUGAUAUUCUUGCAGAGGAAGAGUUUGUUCCAGUUGUUUUCCAUAAAGCGGCAAAUGGAGUUAUAAUCGAUCCCAGUUCCGAGACAAACUCCGUCGAACAAGGAGCAAAAGUGGAGCUACCAUUGUGGCUUGCUCAAGAAUUAUACUUAAGGCAAGCCAUAUCCAUAAGCGUCCCCGCCUGUUUCAAUCAAAGAACGCGUUUGGAAAUCCAAGCUGAUGCAGCUUGUGUGGAUCUUAAAUCUCGGUCUCCAUAUUUUUACGAGUUUGGAUGCAAGAUAGCACCACUGGUUGGUGAUAAAACCAUCGAAAUCUUGCUCUUAUCGGCAUUCAAGAUCAGAUAUAAGGAGAUCCUAACCAAGGCAUAUACUGCAGUAUUCACAACAAGUUCCAAGUUCUUGACCCUUCUUACAAAAGAAGAAACAAAUCUGUACGAAGCAGCCCAAGCUUCGAUGGCAGCCUUUAAGAAGUGGCGGAUGGGUGGCCCCAGGCUUCAAAGAGCUUCAGUUUUUGGUAGGAAGAGGAAGCCAUUUGAUUAAGCUGAUAUUCUAGCAGCAAGAUGCAUCCCAUGAAAGUAACCUA